Osmia bicornis bicornis is the source of this 1309-nucleotide messenger RNA. Its product is annotated as enoyl-CoA hydratase domain-containing protein 3, mitochondrial. Gene Ontology annotation, cellular component: mitochondrion. Bases 422 to 1288 code for a protein of 288 amino acids. The record is from RefSeq and is a predicted model, not a curated record. NCBI's taxonomy places the organism in Eukaryota, Metazoa, Arthropoda, Insecta, Hymenoptera, Megachilidae. The transcript has 9 exons. Gene Ontology annotation, molecular function: hydro-lyase activity.
CGUAAACUAUGUGCAUGCAAGCCAGCAUCAUGUUCUGUAACUCUAGAGCUUCCACGAGUUCAGUGUUCCAAAUUAGAGAUUGGUCUUGAACCUGAAAUAAUUUCAAUAUAUUAUUAUUAUAUGCAGAUCUUGGGAUUUAUGACCGGACGGUAAUCUGUAAUUGCGUAACGGCGUUACAUCAGGAGAUAAGGGGAAGAAACGCGACAGUUUGCGGUUGAAUAAUUAGCAGACGAAGAGAGAAGAUAGUGCUGCAUCAGUCAAUUUCAACGAAACGUGGGGCAUGCACCCUGCUCGUUAGAGCGCGUCGGGGCGCUGGACGUGACCGUUGUACCGCAUGGUUUCUGCAUCGUGAAAUCCGUCUGAAAAGCCAUCCAGAUGGGAUCAUUUCGAUCAACAGCGAAAAUACCUCCACCCUGUCCAGAUGACUACGCUCGAAAAGGUGGGAAAAUAUGUUAUACGGACAUUUUCCACUAACAAGGUGUUAUCUUCGGAAGAAAAAUAUGUGCAAGUCAAAGAAGAUAAUGGAAUAAGGAUAAUAUCAUUGAAUCAUCCCUCUUCGCGGAAUUCUUUAUCAUUGAAAAUGAUGAAUUCUCUGCUGUUAAAUAUCAAAAAGGAUGAAAAUACCAAGGAUCUACGAUCCAUAAUUCUUAAAUCUGAACUACCAAAUAUGUUUUCUGCUGGGCAUAACUUGAAAGAACUGACUUCUAACAAUGGGAAGCAUCACAAGGAUAUAUUUGAAACAUGUUCUGAGUUAAUGAAAGCAAUUACUCAAAGUCCAGUUCCUGUAAUUGCUGCUGUGGAUGGAGUAGCAGUUGCAGCAGGCUGUCAGUUGGUUACUGCAUGUGAUAUUGCUAUUUGUACUGAAAGGAGUUCAUUUGCUACACCAGGAGCCAAUUUCGGAAUAUUUUGUUCUACCCCAGGUAUUCCGUUGGUUCGAAAUGUAUCUAAGAAAACAGCCAUGUACAUGCUAUUUACAGGUUUAAGCCUUAAUGGAAAAGAGGCAUAUGAAGUAGGUCUUGUUAGUAAAGUAGUGCCCAUUGAAAAAUUUGAGCAAGAAAUCGAAAAAAUUACUGCCGCUAUAAAUGCGAAAAGUCGCUCAGUUGUACACGUAGGAAAAACAUUUUUAUAUGAACAGUUGGACCUUGAUUUAGCAACAGCUUAUUUCUUGGGAGCUGAAAAGAUGGUUAACAAUUUAAAGAUGAAAGAUGCGCAAGAGGGAAUUAGAAGUUUCAUUGAAAAAAGAAAACCUGUUUGGAGUCACGAUUAUGAGAAAACUAAUACACACUGAUACUUGCAUUUUAAAAUAUAA